Messenger RNA from Microthlaspi erraticum, 1347 nucleotides. NCBI's taxonomy places the organism in Eukaryota, Viridiplantae, Streptophyta, Magnoliopsida, Brassicales, Brassicaceae. The record is from the annotation of a GenBank genome assembly.
AUGGAUUCCUCCUACGGCGUCUCAAAACUCCUUCUCCUCCUCUUCCUCGCCGCCUCCAUUGCCACAGCAUUACCCGAAAACAAACCCGGGUCGGGUCAAAUAAACUCCAACUCAGUCCUCGUAGCUCUCCUCGACUCUCACUACACAGAGCUAGCCGAGCUAGUCGAGAAAGCCCUCCUCCUCCAAACCCUAGAAGAAGCCGUUGGUCGACACAACAUCACAAUCUUCGCUCCACGCAACGACGCCCUAGAACGAAACCUCGACCCUGAAUUCAAAUCCUUCUUGCUCGAACCAAGAAACCUCAAAUCUCUCCAAUCUCUCCUCAUGUUCCACAUUCUCCCUCGUCGAAUCUCUUCUCCUCAAUGGCCUUCUCUCUCUCUCCACCACCGCACUCUCUCCAACGACCGUCUCCACCUCACCGUCGACGCCGCUCCCUCUCCCCGCUUAAAAGUCGGCUCCGCAGAGAUCGUCCUCCCCGAUGACGUCAUUAGACCAGACGGAAUCAUCCACGGCAUCGAGAGUCUCCUAAUCCCUCGCUCCGUUCAAGAAGACUUCAACCGCCGUCGUAACCUCCGCUCAAUCUCCGCCGUCAUACCCGAAGGAGCUCCCGAAGUCGACCCAAGAACACACCGUCUCAAGAAACCGGCUCCUCCCGUCCCCGCCGGUUCUCCUCCGGUCCUCCCGGUUUACGACGCUAUGUCACCAGGUCCUUCACUAGCUCCGGCUCCAGCGCCAGGACCCGGAGGUCCACGUGGCCACUUCAACGGCGAGGCUCAAGUCAAAGACUUCAUCCACACUCUCCUGCAUUACGGCGGUUACAACGAGAUGGCUGAUAUUCUCGUCAAUCUAACUUCCUUAGCCACCGAGAUGGGUCGACUCGUCUCCGAAGGCUACGUUUUGACCGUCUUGGCUCCUAACGACGAAGCUAUGGCUAAGCUCACGACGGAUCAGCUGAGUGAGCCAGGAGCUCCUGAGCAGAUUAUGUAUUACCAUAUCAUACCGGAGUAUCAGACGGAGGAGAGUAUGUACAACGCCGUGAGGAGAUUCGGGAAGGUGAAGUAUGACUCGUUGAGAUUCCCACACAAAGUGUUGGCUCAAGAAGCUGAUGGCUCUGUUAAAUUCGGACACGGUGAAGGCUCUGCUUACUUGUUCGAUCCUGAUAUUUACACCGACGGUCGGAUCUCGGUUCAGGGGAUCGACGGAGUCUUGUUUCCGAGGGAGGAAACUCCGGCGACGGAGGUGAAACCCGCCGCUCCGGUCGUUAAGAAAGUUGCUAAAUCAAGAAGAGGGAAAUUGAUGGAGGUAGCUUGUAAAAUGAUGGGGUCACGGUUUAUCCCGUGUGAAUGA